UUGAAAAGUUCAUCAAGUAAGAAUUAUUCGUAGUUAAAAAAAUCAUCACUAGUAUACAGUCUAAUACUUAAAUCACUAUAUUAUUUUUUAAUUAAAUUACUUUUUUAAAAAUUGAAAAAAAUUCAUUGUAUUACAAUUCGUGGUUGAAAAAUUCUCACAUACAAAACAGGAAAGUGAUGGGUCAUUGAAUGUAGGAUAUUUUAAUAAUUUAAAAAAAAUUGAUGGUGUGUUAAUGCGUGAAAAAAAAAUAAAAUAAAAACAACUGGCCACUUUCUGUGCAAAAAUGUCUAAAGAUAAUACAAAGAAAAAAGUUUGCGUGGUUGGAGCAGGAAUUGCUGGCUUGUGCUCGGCUCGAUUUUUAGCCGCCUAUCCGGAGACGUUUGAUUUUGUGGUUUUUGAGAAAAACAAAGACAUCGGAGGCACUUGGAUUUACAGUGAAAACAUUGGUCACGAUGAACAUGGCUUGCCAAUACACUCAAGCAUGUAUAAAAAUUUGAGAGAAGAGCCGGUGCAUAUAGUGUAUAUAAAGUUCAACAUUUUGGUCGAAAACAUUCGUCCAAUGCGAAAGUCCAACAACGAAAACACUGAAACGUGGAAUGUUAAAGUAAAGAAUUUAGAAAAUAAAUCAACUGAAGAGCUACAGUUUGAUGCAGUGAUGAUUUGUAUCGGGCAUCACUCUGUCCCUCAUGUGCCGAAAAUAAUCGGUUCAGAAACGUUUCCAGGAAAAAUGUUACACAGCCACUCUUACAGAAGACCCGAGGAAUUUCGUGACGAAAAAGUACUGUUGCUGGGAGCUAACUACUCCGGAAUCGAUAUUGCCCUGGAAUUAACGAAAUACGCCUCCCAAGUUUACUUGAGCCACGAAAAAGACAAAUUAAAAUACCAGCUCCCUGAAAAUAUAAUCCAAGUGCCGGGAGUAGCCAAAAUCAACGGAAAUAGUGUUUACCUCAAGGAUAAGGAUUCAACUGUUCUCACAGUGGACAACUUCAUCUACUGUACGGGAUAUCUUUACAGUUUUCCCUUUUUAGACAACGAAUGUGGUAUUGAACUUGAUGACAACUACAUCACGCCUCUCUACAGACACAUGAUAAACAUAGACCAUCCAACAAUGUGUUUUAUCAAUCUGCCCAACGACGUCAUACCUUUUAUAACUUCGCAUAUGCAGGUGCAGCUCUUCGUAUCAGUUCUAAAAGGGACGCUAAAGUUGCCAUCGCGAGAGGUGAUGAUGGAAGAUAUUAAAUUGCAGGAGAAUCAGAGGAAAAAGGAUUAUCACAAUUUGGGCGACGUGCACUGGCUGUAUUUAAAGUGUCUCAUUGAACAAGCAAAGCUUGAGCCUUUACCCGGAUUUUAUGAAAAUGGACUUAAAAAAUGGUUCAAUGCAUUUUAUAAGUAUCCAAGUGAUGUUAAAAAUCUUAAAUUCGUUAUAUCGGAAGACCGGGAGUCAGCGAGAUUAUUGAAUCAAUUUGGAGAAGAAGUUUUGGUACCAGAAACGUCUAAUGCAUCAUCUUGAUGAUAAUACAAUAGUUGUAGUUAUUACAAAAAUCGGCGAAAAAUAUUUAUUUCACGAUUUCCCUAAGAGAUUUAAA
Copidosoma floridanum is the source of this 1586-nucleotide messenger RNA. RefSeq lists its product as uncharacterized. The record is from RefSeq and is a predicted model, not a curated record. NCBI's taxonomy places the organism in Eukaryota, Metazoa, Arthropoda, Insecta, Hymenoptera, Encyrtidae. Gene Ontology annotation, molecular function: N,N-dimethylaniline monooxygenase activity; NADP binding; flavin adenine dinucleotide binding.